This is a messenger RNA of Liolophura sinensis, 2760 nucleotides long. RefSeq names its product E3 ubiquitin-protein ligase Mdm2-like. Gene Ontology annotation, biological process: regulation of cell cycle; negative regulation of apoptotic process; cell cycle. Bases 148 to 2109 code for a protein of 653 amino acids. The transcript is spliced from 10 exons. Gene Ontology annotation, cellular component: nucleus. NCBI's taxonomy places the organism in Eukaryota, Metazoa, Mollusca, Polyplacophora, Chitonida, Chitonidae. The record is from RefSeq and is a predicted model, not a curated record. Gene Ontology annotation, molecular function: ubiquitin protein ligase activity.
UUUGAUGUGGUCAGAAAUCGCAUCCACAAUCGUUUUGACAGCCUGUGGAAUGCAAGCAAGUUGUCAGUGAUACAUAUUAUUUAAAAGGUUUUUUUUUUUCAAAAUUAUCGUCCAAAAAUUAUUUUGGUAAAUCCUCAUCAUUGCAAGAUGAAGUUGCAAGGCUGGUAUACCUGUCCUGUUAUGUCAGGAGAGCACCCAGAGGAUGCAAGUCGAUUCCCCAGGUUAAAGACUGACCCCCGCUCAUGCGUGUCUCAGAAAUGUGAAGAUAAUGUUGUAACGACAACAACUGACACCGUGCCAAAUGCUGCUGUACCACAACUGAGCCAGUCUACUGUUGUACAAGAAUACACAGUCAAUGUGCCUUUGGUUCGGCCAAAACCUGAGUUCCUGAGAAUUUUGCAGAUUGUAGGCGCUAAGGGCGAGGUCUUCACCAAAAAAGAGAUCUGUUUUUACCUAAAAGAGUACAUUGGUUCACGCCUCCUGUAUGAUCCAAACGACCCCCGCAUUGUGCACUGCCAGAACGAUCCAUUAGGCCAGGUGUUUGAACUCGACAGCUUUACCAUCAAUGAUGUUUUCGGGUUGUUAGCUAAACACUGCACGGCCAUGCCAGACUCGUGUAUCAAGCGUAGACGCCAUGUCCUUUCCCCAGCCACACAGCAUCAGAACCGUCAGCUGCUCUUCAGAGCUCAGCAAGGAACUGCGUCUGAGAGUUACCUCUCUGGUCCAGCCACGGGCGUGGCACUCAGUAUCUCUGUACGAUCUCAAUCUCCUAUCAGCAGUACAACAACAACAACAGAGGCAGUGCCAAGUUCUGCUGCACCAAACUCCAGUGCUGCGUCAUCAACACCCAAUGUGUCUCGCACAUCUGCAACUGGUGCAGAACGCACGUCCAGGAAGCGGUCUCGUGGGAAAUCUUCGAGCGAGUCAGAAGGGAGACAAUCCAAACGGAGGGCAUCCUUGACCAUCCAGAAUGACACAGAGUCGUCCGGCUACCCAUGGUACUUCACUGUCAAAAUGGAGACUUCAGAUGACAGUGAAGUUCUGAGUGUACAGGGUAAGGAGACAGUUCGUGUGAAGGACUCCUCGGAUGAUCUCUGGUUUGUGGAGGAAGAUCAGAUCUCUGUCCACAUAGAUACAGACGAUACUUUCUCUGUAGAGUAUGAGGUUGAGUCUGACAGGGAGAGUGAUUUCAUUACUGAGCUCAGCGAGGGCAGCUCAGAUGGGUCUGAGGAUGUGCUGGUUGUAUGUGAGGACAGUGACGUUGAAUUCUGGGCUGAUUCUAGUGCGUCCAGCUCAUCAGAUUCUGAUGAGGAGUUGAGCGAAGCCGACAAGUGGAGGUGUGGAGAGUGUGACAAUGUCAACACCCCUGUUCAGAGAUUCUGCGACCGAUGCUGGAAGUUACGGCCAGGAUGGCUUCCAGAGUUUCGGAACCAGAGUUAUUUUAAGCGAUCUCUCUCCGCCCCAAGUGGCCUGUCCUCUUCGGAUAGUGAACGGGCGCGAAAGCGACGACGUGUGCGCCAGAAGACCUCACGAGGCGUCAGGCCAUCACCAGGAGCAUCUAGAGAUGUUUCACGUCCGUCCAAUUCUCUUCACUCACCUAUAUCAUCAUCAUCAUCCUCUUCUUCAUCCCAUAAUCCAGCCUCGGUGAGAUUAUCCCCUCCGCAGUCAUCUUCCCCUGCUCGUCCGUCCACUGCAGCCUCCCCAAAACUAGGGAAUGCCUGGACGCCCACAAAACUGUCACGUUAUGACUCUGGGAUAGGAAUGGGGCCAGCCACAUCUAGUCAGGGCAGUCAGAAGUCCAUGAGUUCCAGGAGCCCCUUACAGAGCCCCACGAAGAAAACAACCCCCAAUUGCAAGAGCAAACAUGCCAAAGAAGACGGCAUGGAAGUCAGAACGACUUUGUCUAACUACCAGUCAUCCCUUAGUGAACAGUUCAAGGACUUAUGUAUGAUUUGUCUUUCAAAGCCAAAAAAUUCUUGCAUAAUACAUGGGAAAACUUCGCACCAGGUUUGCUGUUAUGGCUGCGCCAAAACACUGAAGAAGCGUGGACGCUCCUGCCCCGUGUGUCGUCGUCCCAUCUCUCACGUGACGAAGAACUAUCUCAUGUAAUUUUGCACACUCCUGUUUGUAUUUUAACAGAAGAGCCCCACUUGUGAUAUUUUAUUGAAGAUACUUUUGAAGUUGUCUCAUCAUGUUUAUAGCAGUACUUGAAGCUUUGAACUACAGCAAAACAAAAUGGAUGUGCUAAUAUGGAUGCUCUGAGUUUAUAUAGUGCCAGGUGUUUUAAAUACCAUGACAGGAAGAACUAUGUUAAUUAGAAUGUUUAAAACUGUUUGUUGAGAAAUGAUUCAUUAGUUGUGCUACAUUCUUUUAUUUUUUUUUAAAUGAUAAAAACAAUGUUUAUUGUAUGAAUUGUUCAGUUUUUGAUUUAAUCAUGGAUUGUUAAAAAUGUUUCCCAGUCACUUGCAUUUUGUGGAAGGGAUUUCUGAUACGCUUUAGGUUAACAACUGCCCAAAGGGCUUUUUCUCGAGGUUGUGUAUGUAUGAUGUUUAGCAGUAUUAACUCUUGUUUUGUUAGAGGCAGCAUUUAGCUUAUCAUUAUGUGAAGAGAUGUUCCAUGUAUUUAUGUGAGCUGGCAUUUGAAAAUAAUAUUCUGAUGUGUAAAGCUUUCUACAUUACAAAAGGAGAGCAUGCUUGUUCACGUAUACAUAACCAUCAGAAAUGUUACUAAAAAACACUAAUGCCGAAUAAAGAAUUGACA